UUUAAACCCCGGCCCAUAAACUCCACACUUGGUUGAUUCCUCCGAUAGUGUUGGCCGCUGAAAACCGCUCCCGAAACAGAUCAGCGAACUAAAUCAUGCACUCUUCACUUCACUCCCAUUUUUCAAUAACAACAACACAUAAAUAGUUAGUUAAUAUCACUAUUCACCACACUUUCAUAAUCUCCAUCUUCUAACUCCAACAAUGUCGAUAUCAAUAUCCUUAUCCUCAGUUCCCGCGCGUCUCACACUCCUCGCUCUCUUCUCCGCCACCACCUUCUACUGUCUCUACAAGUCUCGCCGCUUAAGACACCUUAAACUCUCCCUAAACCCUAACCCUAACCCUAACCCUAACCCUAAGAUUCUCUUCCUCUCCGAAACAGGCACCGCCAAAACCCUCGCGCGUCGCCUCCACCGGCUCCUUUCCUCCAACGAUGUCGCAUUCGACCUCGUCGAUGCGCAGCACUACGAGCCCGAGGACCUCCCCAAGGAGACGCUCAUCCUCCUCGUCGCCUCCACGUGGCAGGACGGCGCUGCCCCCGCCGCCUCCCGCUUCUUCGCCACGUGGCUCGCCGACGCCGCCGCCGACUUCCGCGCCGGCUCCCUUCUCCUCUCCCGCUGCCGCUUCGCCGUCUUCGGCGUCGGGAGCCGGGCCUACGGUGACGACUCCUUCAACGCCGUCGCGAAGGGCCUCGCCAGGCACCUGAGGGCACUCGGCGCGACGGAGGCCGUUCCCCUGUCCGAAGGGGACAUCGACGGUGGCGAUGACGUGGACGCGGUUUUCGAUCGGUGGUGUGAGAAGGUGGUGGCGGUUUUGAAAGGCGUUGGUGUUGUGGAAAGCUGUGAUAAUGAUGGUGCUGAGGAAUGCGGCGUGGUUUCGAGUUCUGAAGAGGAGUCUGAUGUGGAAAGUAGUGAGAUUGUUGAUCUUGAGGACAUUGCUGGUAAAGCUCCUUCGCGGCGGAAGGUGGUGGCUAAUGGGGAAGAGAGCAAUGGGAAGUUGAAUGGCAGUAGAGAAAUGGUCACUCCGGUGAUUCGAGCAAAUUUAGAGAAGCAGGGGUAUAAAAUUAUUGGGUCGCAUAGUGGUGUCAAGCUUUGUAGAUGGACCAAGGCGCAGCUUCGAGGUCGAGGUGGUUGCUAUAAGCACUCGUUUUAUGGAAUUGAGAGUCACAGAUGCAUGGAGGCAACCCCUAGCUUGGCUUGUGCAAAUAAAUGUGUUUUCUGCUGGAGGCAUCACACAAAUCCAGUUGGGAAAAGUUGGCAGUGGCAGAUGGAUGAUCCAAUAGAGAUUGUAAAUUCUGCAAUAGACCUGCAUACAAAUAUGAUUAAACAAAUGAAAGGAGUUCCUGGAGUUACCUUGGAGCGAUUAUCUGAAGGUCUCUCACCACGUCAUUGUGCAUUAUCGCUUGUUGGUGAACCUAUUAUGUAUCCAGAGAUAAAUGCACUUGUGGAUGAGCUGCACAAAAGGAGGAUUUCCACUUUUCUAGUUACAAAUGCACAAUUUCCAGAGAAAAUUAAGUCACUGAAACCUAUCACCCAGUUAUAUGUAAGUGUAGAUGCUGCAACAAAGGACUCUUUGAAGGCAAUUGAUAGACCACUCUUUGGAGAUUUCUGGGAGCGAUUCAUUGAUUCCUUGACUGCUCUAAAGGAAAAACAUCAGCGAACAGUAUACCGCCUGACCCUGGUGAAAGGCUGGAAUACCGAAGAAGUUGAUGCUUAUUCUAAGCUCUUUAGUUUAGGAGAACCUGACUUUGUUGAAAUCAAGGGAGUUACAUAUUGUGGCUCGUCCACUACGUCAAAAUUGACAAUGGAUAAUGUCCCUUGGCAUGCUGAUGUGAAAGCUUUUUCUGAGGCCCUAGCUUUGAAAAGCCAAGGAGAGUAUGAAGUUGCAUGUGAGCAUGCUCACUCGUGCUGUGUCCUCUUAGCAAAAACUAAUAAGUUCAAAAUUGAUGGCCAGUGGUAUACAUGGAUAGACUAUGAAAAAUUUCAUGAUCUGGUGGCAUCUGGAAGAACUUUUGACAGCAGAGAUUACAUGGCUGCCACACCAUCGUGGUCCGUCUAUGGAUCAGAGGAAGGUGGAUUUGAUCCAGGACAAUUGAGAUACAGGAAAGAGAGACAUCACAAGUCUACCCGCAAUCAAGCAGGUUAGACAUUUAAGAGCCUUUGGCAGCCAACACUCAUUUUCCUGUUGAUCUUUUUUCUUCAGUGUAUAACUCUAGGUUAUACAACAUACUUCAAUAGGACAGUUUUGUAAUACAUGGCUUCACACAUAGGUUAGUACCAUUUCUGUGUAUUUAAGCCCCAUUGUUUUCCCAAUCAGCAGUUGAAUGAACAGAACAUUUUUUCUUAUUUACCACAAAUAGUACUUUGGAUGUCAAUGUUGCAGUCACAGAAGUAAUUUGUUUUUGAGAUUGAGAUCAGAAGAAUAUGUUUGAGCUUCUGCUGCACCAAGCUAUUGCUUAGUGUUGCUCUGUUGUAAUAUUUUAGCAAAUUCCUCAGUUGGUCUUUCAGGAGAGGAAGAUUAGCUGGAAAUAUUAUAAUACAAUGCAAUCAUGUAGAACGUGUAAAUCUCAAAGUAACGCUCUACUCGUUUUUUCCUCCUUA
This is a messenger RNA of Glycine soja, 2598 nucleotides long. Its product is annotated as S-adenosyl-L-methionine-dependent tRNA 4-demethylwyosine synthase-like. Gene Ontology annotation, biological process: wybutosine biosynthetic process. Lineage: Eukaryota; Viridiplantae; Streptophyta; Magnoliopsida; Fabales; Fabaceae. The transcript has 8 exons. The coding region runs from base 203 to 2143 and encodes 646 amino acids. Gene Ontology annotation, molecular function: FMN binding; catalytic activity; 4 iron, 4 sulfur cluster binding. The record is from RefSeq and is a predicted model, not a curated record.